AUGGGGUCCAGAUGGCCUCGCAACCCCCAACCCCCGCCUUCGCACCUCUACGGCAGGUGUCGAGGCCGCCGAAGACGUAGCCAAUGGUUCCUCCGCGUCCCGUCUGAGAGCCCGACCGCCAUCAUGGUGAAGUACGAGGAGGAAACGUACAGCUUCCGCCUUUCACAGAUAGAUGAUUCUAUCUACUCUGACACGGGCACCGUGUCCUCUACCUACAAGCAGCGCAUCGACUCCCUGUUCCGUGACAAGCGUCGGCAGCCCAAGGCGAUCCCCGUCAGCGCCCCCGCCAACCCCGUGCAGGAGGAGCUGGAGCGCAUGUUCGGCGGGCGAGACCAGCGCCAGCGGGCCUUCAUGGACGUGCGUGCCACCGUGCAAGCACAGAUCGAGAGGCUCUUCGCCGACGCCACGAGCGAGCCGAGCGGCGUGAGCACGAGCGGCCGUGCCAUGGCCCCCCAUACCCCCCCUGCCCCCCGCGCCCCCGAGCCCCCGCCUCCCCCGCCGCCGCUCGCGUUCCAGGCCGCCCUGACGCGGCGCCCCCUGCCCGCCACCCCCUCCCCGGCCCCCAGCCUCCCCGCUGACGAGCGCGACGGCCGCGCGCGGAGCGGCGGCGUCAGUCCAGUAGAAUCACGCGGCGUGGCGGCACCGCGGCCUCUGCUUUCCGCUAUGAAGUACCGCGUGGAUUACCUGGGAGCCCUCCAGCUUUCGGAAAAAGCCACGAGCCUGGAUGUGCUCCAAAUACCACUUAAGGAUUUGUAUUAUAAGUACAGACAGAGUAUUUCUCAUGGAAAACUUCCUGUGCCUGGAAGUCUACAGAUAACCGAAGGUGGGCUAAAGGUAACUCAUGGGAAUUCGGACUCGUCGGACAACUAUUUUGAGUUUACGAAUCCAUUCCCAACCAUCGCCGUCUGGGCCGCGGUCAAGCUCGUCAUACGCAAAGAACUGAUCGACCAUGGCCAAGUGGGGUACACGUACGCAUUCCUUCCCCUCAUCUGCGAUCCCGAGGCCCAAGACAAAUACAAUCUGUAUCAUCCGCUCAAUGUGUCCGACCCGUCCGUCAUGGCCGUGGCACACCAGCAUCCGCCCAUGUUUGCUUGUGUCAUGAGAAAAGCCGGCGUCCCGAAGGUGCUCGAGUGCCAUGGCUUUGUGUGCGAGUCUGCCGAGGACGCAAUCGUGAUCGCGGCGAACCUCUACCAGGCGUUGCUGGAGAACAUGCGCAGCGAGGCGCCCAGUGAGGCCUCCAGCGAUCCUCGGGACGAUGACAGGCACGUCAUGAGUGACAGCGAGAUGGUGCCCGUACGACCUCCUAGGAAGAAGCGCACGCACAGAAGUGACUCGCCAGGCUUUGGCAGUGGCCUUCGUCGGGCAAACAGUGAAGACAUUCUGCAGACGCAUAUCGUCCUCGACGAAACGCGUGCCAGCAGGCGCCUCAAGCGCUCCAUCAGUGACCGACAGCCAGGUGGGUUCUUGAUUGAUCCGGGUGAUGUGUACACGAGGGUUGCCUUACCGCGAUCGAAGUCUUUCAUGAAUGUCACAAACAAAUAUAACUUCCAGGACCUUCUGGAUGACGUCAAGCAAAAGACAGGAUUGAACAGCGUAGACGAAGUGCUCAAACAAGUCAUUAAUCCGAAAGGCAUGUCCUUCAGCGAGAUGGACCCUGACCACCGAGAGAUCCUUCUCAAACUUGCCUUAACGCUGUCCAAGGACGAGAUUUACCAGCGGUCCAAGAACAUCAUGAAGAAGCAGAAAGGUCGUAGCACGUCCCUCAUGAGCCUCAUGGACUCGGACAGCGACGGCUCCACGAUAUCCUCCGUCCUGAAGGCCACGAAGCGGUCCUUCUCUCGCCUUGGCUCGCGCGCCUCCAGCCUCCAGUCUUCUUAUCUGAAGGACAAAUCGCCGCUUCGGAAAUUAGUCAACAACAAGAGCCGAUACUCCUUCGAGAGGAGCGGGCGAGACAACGGCUCGGCGAAGCGCCCCGAGAACAAGGAGAACGAACUCACACAUCUGCUAGAGGGAGGAGCCAGGAAGGUGGCGCCGAAGACCCCGAUGCCAAAGCGCAACCCGUCGCGCCAGAACGAGGGGUACGUCUCGUGCAGCGAGUGUGGGUAUGACAGCGAGUGCUCCAGCAAGUGUUACUGCUCCUUGCCUCGGCGCCCUCCGUCCGCGAAGCCCGCCAGGGACCACGUCCACAAGGGCCAUGACUCGCCUUGUGAUUGUGAUACAGAGAGUUGUGCUGAGAGUGAAAAGUGUUACUGUUCCUUGAAACGCGUGAAAAAGAAUGGCCUGAAGAUGUAUGAGAUUAAUCUCGACUCGGAAACAGAUACCAACACGGACGCGACGGGACACACCGCCGCCUCCUACAAGAAGGGCUUCGGCUCGCACUCCAACCUAAGCGAGCUGGAGUCACACGCGACGUCGUGGAAGCGCAACACGGGAGGAUCCUCCAGCAGCGCCACGAGGCAUAAAAGUUCGUCCUCGUAUCUGACGGAACACAGCAAGAGCCGGCUCUGCAGGGACCGUCUUCUCCAUGCACCAGAAGUCAUGAGGAAGAAGAGCAUAUCUUCCAAUCUGUCUUCGGACUCUGAAAUGUCGGUCGUGCAUCGGUCGUCGGGCGGCUCCGGAUACCACAGCCAGAACAGCGGCGACCGCCGUCUCCCGCUCCAGCAGAGGACCCAGAGCACGGAGUCGCUGCUCAUAACGCCUCGCCUGCGCCGCCACCCGUCCGGCUCCCUGGGCUCUGGGGGGUCCCGCGGCUCUGGCGGGUCGUCCCAGGGCAGUGGCAGUGCCGCCGGGUCACAGCGCUCGCGCGGCUCUUCAAGCUCGCAGCAGAAGAUCCUGUUGGUGUCAGCCGUGGAUCCCUCUGGGAAGGUGGUGUAUCGUGGGGCGUCGCAGCGGCAGCAGCGCGAGGGGAGCGACACGGCCUCAAUCCUCUCCAUGAAGAAGACGGCCGAGAUCGCCGCCUUAUUCUCCGAGCUCAAGCUAAACCAAACCACCGAUCUCAUUGACCAUCUGAACCAGUCGACGUCGGAGUCCGAGGACGACGCCUACUCCUCCAUGCAAGCCAACAACUCCUUCCUGUUUUCCGACAACAUUGAAAACUCUCUCGGAUACCUGCCGUGAGCAACAAACAGCGCGUGAAUGUGAGUGUAUUUGCGUGUACGUGACAGAUGGCGCCCGUGACUCCAUGACAAGAGACGGUCGACCAUCUGGGGCGACCAUGUCAGCUGCAACCUGAACUUUGGGUCAGCUCGACAGUGUAAUGUGUUGAUAGUCUUCAAAGUGCAAAAUCUCCUAACUCAUAUAUAUAUAUAUUUUUAUCUAUGUGGUCUGACAUCAGCAUUAAGGCUAUAUUUCUUCCAGUCGUCUUUGUAUAUAAUGUUAGGGAUGUGCAAUGUGAUUUUCCUUUUGUUACAUUAUAACAAAUGUACUUGGUGUGACAAUCAUCAUUUCAAAGUGAUUUAAGAUUUUUUUCAAGAAAACAUUUCAAUGAUAGUUUAUAUAUUAAUGUUUGAUAGCCUUCUAAUCCUGCAUUACAUAUGCAUUUUUAUUUAUUUCAUGUUGCAUAAUCAGUAUAACACUGAGGUGGAAUUACAAGAUUUUCUAAAAAACAAUAUGCAGAUAUAGGUUGUUUCUUCUUAAUACUAAUAUAGGUCACUCUCGAUGUAGCUCAUACUACAUAUCGCCAAAUCACAUCACACAAAUCCAUUCAUUCCUCAUCACGUCUUUUACCCUUAUCACAUAACCUUACAACUGUCUGGGCAGGAGGGGAAGACUUAGCAGCUGAUCAAACAGUCAAGGCUGAGAAUGAUUUGUUAUUUCGACACCGUUCAUACAUUCAAACAUUUUAAACAUCGAUGUAUUUCACAUGCCAUAUUCCAUAAAGUUUAUAAUUACAUUUCCCAUACUUUCAUAAUCACCUUUGUAGGAUGUAGCAGUCUCAUUGUGGUUUACAUUUUACAUAAAUAUCCAUUUCAUUGUAAAAAAAAAAAAAAAAAAAAAUACCGCUUGGACAAUUGACUAACCGCAGUGACUAUACAGCAACGGGUCUCCCAGUCUAAUGUCUCACGCCUAAAUUAAGUUGAAAUAGCCUCAACUGUUGCCAAACAUACCAGCGGAAGUAUAGAAAUAGUAAGACUGUGAAAACUCCGUCCAGGUGUGUUAGUACCGAUGAGUCAGGUGCGCGGAACCGCAUGCGGAAGUGAGCGCUGAUGCGAGAGAUGACUCGCACUUCGAGUACUGGAUCUCGUCCUCCACGCAAAGGGAGAAACAGUACGACUUUCCCUCCUAUCGAAUGCUUUACUUUUAAUCUGCAAGAUAGGCAAGAAAGAAGGGCAUCUAAGCCGAUUAGUUGUUUAAAGGAACCUUCGGUAGCCAGUAUGUCAUUCAUUUUAGCGUUUCCUGUGUAGACAUAUGGAGGCAGACGGAGGUGGUUCCCAUACGUGUUGCGUUGUACGCACUCGGGUGUGGAAUUUCUCAGCUGUUCUCGUGGAUAUGUUUCUUUUAGUGUGGGUUCUACAAGAGUUCCACCGCCGUGGAUUAGAUGAGAAUUGAUGUUCUGUUUUUCCCGUGAUUUCUUCGUUUUGUACGAUAAUGCUUGCAAGAAAAUCAAACUAAUGUUGAGUAACAUGUUAUUGCCGAAAUGCCGGGCUAAAUCAAACCAAAAUUGAAUUAAAAACAAAAAGAAGUGCAUCAAUCAUAAGUGCUUUGCAUGUUCUUCAAACUGCACUUACGCAUAUGAGUUUUAAAGACUUGAUUAGAAUCGUGAGCUAAUAAGAUAUGUAACGGAGCGCAGGCAUGUCGACGCAGACGCCAUAUGGUCCUCGCGGCCCGCUUGGCCACCGACGGUUCCCAGUCCCUGCUCACGCCUCCCGCAGUCUCUCAUCUUUUAAUUUCCAUCUUGUGUUUCGUCGGAAAUAGCUUAUAAAAGGCUCUAAACUGACUCUAUCAAUUCCCAGCACUUGCGGCUUCCCAAAUCCCAUUAUGCGCUCGAAUGAAAUGUUGACGUGGGAGUCGGUAUUCGACGCGGUCGAGCGAGUGCGACGGCCCACUUGGCAAAGGGGAGCUGCCAUUCAUUUCCACGCGCCCGCAUUUAUUUGUCUGCUAAUUAAAUGCUCCUAACCUCAAAAUCAACAAGUCGACGAUACAGCAACUCAAAGCUCCUUUCGCGGCCAAGCUCACGCUAUGAGCAUUUACCUUGAUGCUCACAGUUUCCCAUGGCGCGCUGACGUGCUUCGUGCAACUCUCCCGCGAUUCUUUUACUUUUAACGGGACAAUGUCCGCGUGCACUGUAGUGUGCAUUUUAGUAUGUAUCAUAAGAUUAGACACCUCACAAUUGCACAGAUGCACAGUUCAGUGCUGUUGCAGUUGCAGUUAUCGUGACGCAUUAUCACGGGGUCACUUCCAUCUUUCCAUCUUCCGUAUUCUAUCGUAUCUUACAUCUAUCAUUAUUUUAGUCCAAUUCUAUUGUCAAAAAAUGUUGCCCUUCUCGACUCCCAAGGGUCUCCUUCCCCCCCUCCCUCCCUCCUGCCGCCCGCCCCACCCAUCGCCCGGGAAGGCCAAGGGCUCUUACUGCCGAAUUACCGUGCCAGGUAGUGCGGCAGUGAACUUCAUUCCGAGGGGGGUCAGUGCCAGGUGAAGCCGCUUCCCUCUCAACGGGACGCGGGAAGCGGCUCUCAGUUUCUGGAAGCUUCUCGUCAUGCGGCAGUCGAAAUCCCACGACCGGCGGCCCUGUCAUCGUCGCUGCCAUCGUAUCUGCCCGCUUCAGCCACCAUCAUGAUAAUCGGCAUUGCACUGCAAGCGCCUUCUAUCCGGUUAUGUGGCAUAGCCUUGGCGAGGCACUUGUGUGUCAUCAUCUUCAUCAAAUAGCAGUCACCAUCACGGUAACAUCAUCACCAUCACAACAUAAACAUUAUAAGUCUCACAUCUCGCCAUUCUGAGCCACGUAAAGUAGGACUGACCUAAUAUCCGCCGUCACGCUCGAUCGCGAUAAGCGAAAACAACAAUAACAAAUCAUUUUCUCAGCACGAGUUUAAGCCCCCAUCUUCCGCCCUCCCUCUCUCCCUCCCUCCCUCUCUCCCUCCCUCCCUCUCUCCCUCCCUCCAUCCCCCGCUCACUCACCCUGUACCCUAUACCCCCUUCCUACCUCCUUCUGUACUCAAUCUCCCUCUCUCCUUCCCUCCCUCCCUCUUUUUCUACUCCCGUUCCCUCCUUCCCUCUGCCGGCCUACGUAGCACCCUUGGCCCAGCAGGUAGAAUGACACAGACAAGCAUUCUCUGUGCCAAGUCCGUCAUGGCGGUGGUUGCGGCGGCCGGUAAUUGAACACAACAUCUGGCGUUCACAUACACACGUUUCCCCCAGAUCACCUUCCGCCGCUAACGCACCCUGUUCUCCGACUCGAAUCCCUCUCUUGCCGGUCGCCACUCUUCCCCUUCGAUCCUCCGCAUUUCGUUUUUUUGAAGUCUGUUUUUCCCUAGGGCAUCAUCCUGUAUAUCUCACGUCAGCCAUAUUGUAUUCAUUGGUUUUCUUUUAAUCCUACCCUAUUUUCUCUUGAUUUUAUCCAUUUUCAUCUUCCUCUUCCAUUAUACGUAGGAUUUCUCUUGUUAUUUUGUUGUUUCGGAUUGAAAUAUGUUUAUCUUGCAAAGCGAUUUUUAUUCAAGACAGUAAUGUCGUAUGUCGUUUUUUUCUCAUUAUUGUUUGUAAUACUAAUUUAUAUUUCUAAAUAGAACAUUCAGUUUAUGUUUAUAUAAAGAACUGUAUAGAUGGCACGUGUAUGUAAUUAUCUAUUGUUUAUUACCCAUAAAUAUGCCGUUAUGUAAAUACUGUUUCUUGAUUUUCUUUUAUUGUACUGUAUAUAUGAUGAUUAUCUCCUUGUCCAUAUUCUAUUUGAUUUAUUUGUUAAAUAAAUUUGGAGACAUUUAU
This is a messenger RNA of Penaeus chinensis, 6915 nucleotides long. RefSeq lists its product as uncharacterized. The record is from RefSeq and is a predicted model, not a curated record. NCBI's taxonomy places the organism in Eukaryota, Metazoa, Arthropoda, Malacostraca, Decapoda, Penaeidae.